GAAGACGCUGCGUCCAUGCUCGAGCAUCUCUGUCACAACCAUCGUCAGUGUCGUUUUAAUUACAAAUACGCCAUAAUAUUUGCCUCAUAGCGGCUUUAUUUGACACCUCAGACCGUCGGGAUGUCUGGGCCAAAGAAGGGGGACUUGUCUUCCAGCGAAAAGGAGUUGUUUGAAGUUAUUUCUGCAGGAAAUGUCCAGGAAGCCUCCAGGCUGCUGGGCUGUAAGGACGUCCGCGUCAACUGUUUGGAUGAGUAUGGGAUGACUCCUCUCAUGCACGCUGCCUACAAGGGUAAAGUAGACAUGUGCAAGCUGCUGCUGCAACACGGAGCGGAUGUGAAUUGUAAUGAACACGAGCAUGGAUACACAGCGCUGAUGUUUGCAGGCCUCUCAGGAAAGACUGAUAUCACGUGGAUGAUCUUGGACGCGGGGGCUGAAACGGAUGUAACCAACUCUGUAGGCCGGACUGCUGCACAGAUGGCAGCAUUUGUUGGGCAACAUGACUGCGUCACGGUGAUCAACAAUUUCUUUUCCCGUGCCAGACUGGAUUACUACACCAAGCCUCAGGGUUUGGAGAAGGAACCCAAGCUUCCACCCAAACUGGCCGGACCUUUGCACAAGGUCAUCAUGAGCACCAACCUGAACCCUGUCAAGAUGGUGAUGCUGGUGAAGGAAAACCCACUGCUGGCAGAGGUGGAGGCUCUGGAGAAAUGCCGGCGGGUGAUGGAGCUCAUCUGUGGGAAGUGCAUCAAGCAGCAGGACAUGAAUGAAGUCCUGGCCAUGAAGAUGCACUACAUCAGCUACGUGCUGGGAAAGUGUUCGUCUUUCCUUAAGGACCGCGAGGACAAGCUGGACGGCCUCAUGAAAAGUUUGCUGAAAGGUCGGGACGGCGAUGGUUUCCCCGUCUACCAGGAGAAGUUUAUCAGGGAGUGCGUCCGCAAGUUCCCGUACUGCGAUGCAACGCUGCUGCAGCAGCUGGUGCGAAGCAUCGCUCCAGUGGAGAUUGGCAACGACCCCACAGCCCUGUCGGUGCUGACUCAGGCCAUCACAGGCCAGGUGGGCUUCAUGGACGCAGAGUUCUGCACCUCCUGUGGAGAGAAAGGAGCUGAAAAGAGAUGCUCCAUCUGUAAAAUGGUGAUCUACUGUGGUCAAGCUUGUCAAAAACUGCACUGGUUCACUCAUAAGAAAGUUUGUAAGACGCUCCAAGAGCAGAGAGAGAAGCAGGAAGCGGAAGCCGCCAAACUGAGGGAACAGCAGACGAAAGAGGAAGGUGAGUCGGUCCAGCAGGCCACAGAGUCCCUGCAGGAGCUGGCGGUGGAGACCAGCAAGGAGGCGACUCCUUCAGAUCCUGCUGCAGAAACAUCAGACUCCGGUUCCAACCCAGCGGCCGACAACUGAGGAACAUCCUAGCAGUCGGUGGUGGAGACCACGUCCUCCAAAUCUACAUCCAUGCACCACAGGCAGAGUAAACUGGCAGCUGACUGGUUUGGCUGGAGAGAAGGUCCCUUAUUUAUUAUCAGCCCGAGACUGUCACCAGCGAAGGAGAGACUGAAUCAAAUGAAAGACAGCGCCACAUCCUUCAUCUUUGUGUCGGUUCUCAAAUGAUAUCGUCAUUUGUAAAAGUGAAUACUGCAUAAGCUGAUGUGUCAGUGGCAAAGACCUGUGUGUUUGUGUGUUGGGGGGGGUUUAUGUGAAGAUCUAACGGUCCGCAUCCAUGAUGGAAAGUAAGUCUGCCUUAUGAAACUGUAGCAAUGUGCGAGAAAGACUGGGCUGUGUCAUGAAUCACGUCGGUGUGUUUCCGGUCCUUCAGGUUGUUACUGGGAUGUUUUCAGACCGAUGACCUCAGCGUGUGGGUGGCAGGGCUGCAAGAGUGAUGACCAAAAAUCUGUAUUUUUAAAUGUGAAUGGUAUAAACGUAAGUCGAUGUUCGGUGUGCUGUAAAUUAUGUCAUGUUAACACUCAGGAUUUUUCAAAUCAGAACUGACUGAAAAAUGUUUUUCCUCAAAAGUCCAACGUGUGGGUCGAGCGAUGUCGUACGCAGCACGGCAGAACCAUGUCUAGAAGAAAAUAAAAUCACUUUGCCUUGGAAAAAUA
Molecule: messenger RNA, 2090 nt
Organism: Cololabis saira (Pacific saury)
Lineage: Eukaryota; Metazoa; Chordata; Actinopteri; Beloniformes; Belonidae
Gene: ankmy2a
Product: ankyrin repeat and MYND domain containing 2a
Exons: 10
Coding region: 121-1395 (424 amino acids)
Molecular function (GO): protein binding
Source: RefSeq, a predicted model, not a curated record